CAACAUUGCAGUUGCAAUGCGUCAUAGAAAACUGAACUCUGAAGAAAUAAUAUUUCAGUGAAGACAACAAGAAUCGCUACGUUGACAAUUUUAUGUGAUAAUGGCAGACAAAAGGAAAAUUAAAAAACGAAAAGAGGAAUUUGGUGAACCGCCCGUGUCUGAGAAGCCAACGAGUGAAGAGUACGCUGUCGCGAAAUGGUUGAAGGCUAACGUUCCUACAAAGAAAACCAAAUUUCUCAACCACCACGUCGAGUACUUCACAGGCACAAAGGCUGUGGAUGCGCUUCUCACAUCGAAAUGGGCAACUGGAAAGAAUCCGAUCUUCACAACGCGUCGCGAAGUAUCCGACUACCUCCACCAAAUGCUCGUGCACAAACUAUUCCAUAGAGCAAAGAAGGUGCCAGUUAGUGAGCAAGAAUUGAAAGGAAAGUCGAAGAAGAAAGAUAUUGAAAAGUCAAGCAAGAGUGGAGAUGAGAAGGAUGGAGAAAAGAGUCAAGCGAGUGCCUGUGAAUCUAAGGACACAAAAGACAAUAAAGAUAAUAAGGACAAGGAAAAAGAGAAAAAGAAACGUAAGAUCCGUUUAGAAAUGCACAUGGAGCAAUUGUUCUUGGACAGUUUGGACGCGUACGUGUGGAUCUACGACCCGAUGCCCUGGUACUACUGGCUGUGUGGAGCGCUCGUUGUCUUUGGUACGAUUGGAGUGUGCAUGUUCCCACUCUGGCCAGCUACUGUCCGGAAAGGUGUGUAUUAUCUAAGUGUGGCAGCUGCUGCGUUCCUCGUCAUGAUCAUAGUGUUGGCUGUGCUACGAGUUGUUGUGUUUUGUCUGGUGUGGAUACUGACUCUUUCACGACACCAUCUGUGGCUGCUACCAAAUUUGACCGAGGAUGUUGGAUUCUUUGCAUCUUUCUGGCCACUUUAUAAGUACGAAUACCGCGGGCCGGGUUCCGAAAGUGAUAAGUCGUCAAAGAGCAAGAAGAAACGCAAGAAAGACAAGCAUUCAGAUGAGGAAGAAGAAAAAACUCCGCUAGUGCAAGCAGAGAAACCGGCAGAGCCAAGCGUAGAGGCAACACCAAUUUCUCAAAUGGAAACUGUAGAUUCCAAGGAAGAACCACAGGAUCCGACAGUUUCCAACACAGAUAAGCUCUCAGAGUCGGAAUCGGAGAAUAGCCAACGAUCUUCAACCGAUAGAGACUUUGAGAUGGUUGAGCCAGCGGACUUUGAACCCGAUCCGAAGGAAAACGCAACAUAGAUAUAGUAAAUAUUAGAUAAUACUGACUCAUUGGGACAGAUUCUAGAUGAUUAUAUUAUUGUUUUGAAUUAUGAAAAUCAUCAAUUUUCUGCAAGAAAUCAUUACCUGCAAAAUAUCACCAAGUACCCAUAUGCUACUAUUCAUUUAAUACAUUUAAAUAAUAUGCACGGUAACACACAAGCAUAUUAUUAUUCUUUAAAAUAACGAUAUAUUAGCUAUAGAAAUAUUAAUGUGCAUAUGAUGCAAAUUAUAUUGAUAUAAACUUUGUUUGCAACUAAUGAAUUCUUGCACUAAGACAAUGAAAUGUGCAGUUUUAUAUAUACAAGCAUAUUAUUUAAUUGAAUGAAUCAUUAAUAAAAUCUACGAUGUGGAAUAUUUUUUUAUUAAAACAAAUAGAAAUCCAUAACAAGAUGAGUAAUGGUGACAUCCUGAAAAACUCCCGCUACUGGGCAAAGCCGUACUCCAUUAUUAAGGAGUUCUACCAAGUAGUAAUGGAGCCUUAUGAAAAGUAUCAUCAUCAUCAUCAACCCUUCGUCGUCGGUUGAUGGAAAUAGGCCUCUCCAAUGGCACGCCACUGAGCUCGAUCUUCAGCUCUUAGUCUCCGUCUGCUGCCAGCCACUUUGAAGGAAUUGCUUUAAACUUUUGUUGUUCUACCUUCGGUUUAUUGUUUUUUAAUGACAAUGACAUGUUUGCUAAUAGCAUUGAUGAUAAUGUAUAAUUAUUUUGUUUAAAUAAUUCUUUUGAUUGAAAACAUUUGUAAUUUCUGUCUAUUUUUUGGGAUUUAAUUAAUUUUAUCAGAUUUUGUUAACUUUAAAAGAGUACAGAAGAGAAUUUGUAUCCAGAGACGUUGGAUAGUACAUUAAAAGUUGAUAGUUAGUAUUUUAAAGAACUCUCAUUAAAAGUGAAAAAAGAUUUUAUAUAAAUGGAAUGCAACAAGAUAAAUACUAGUAAAAUACAAUUCAAGAACUUCAACAUGGCAACACUGGUUUUUUUGUUUUGUAUUUUUACAUAUUUUGCAUUUACUUAUAUGUAAGUCGUAAAGCAAUUUUUCUUGUAUUUUAAUUUUGUUCAUGAUCAUGUAAACAAGAAUGUAUAUAACGUAACGCAUUGGUUUUGUAGACAAACAUAGUAUAAUAAUUUAAAUUAGGUAAUGAAAUGUUUUUUUUUAUAUGUGGACCAAAUUAUUGCAUUGUUAUGGUACAUUUGUAUCAAAGGCGACUUAUGUUGCCAACAAAAGUUUUAAACAAUGUUAUUUGAUUGUUGGUCUCUAUCUAAAGAUUUGCAAAUAUGAUAUUGUUAAUUAUUUCAUUGGAAACACGGCAUAAAAUACCCACGAACUGUACUUGAAAUUAUAUUACUUUAUAAACGUCGCUUAGCGGUUAUUUAGUUAAAUACUGAUUUCUCUUCUUUCUUCAUACGCGGAUUUCUCUUCUCUCUCUUUCCUCCAUUAUUGAUUUGAUAUUCGAAAGAAGAAGACAGCAUUGUUUAACUAAUCACCCGCUAAUCGUUUAUAAGAAAGGCCGAUAAUCUUUUCAAUUGAAACUAAUUCGAUAUUACGUCAUAAAAAUUUCAAAGUCAAAUUUGAAUGUAACAUUCAAGUGAAACGUUUUUGCACGAGAGGUUUUCAUUGCAAUAAACAUUUAUUUAUUAGAAAUGUGUAUUUGUAUGUCUGUAUUCGUCUGUCCCAGUGAGUUUUAAUAAAAAUAGAUCGAUUAGUUUUCAAAUUUUUUUUUUUUUAAUAUUCGACAACGUGAUAUUUUUAAUUUGGGACAUUGAUAGAAGUAUUUUGGUGAUCAAGUUUUUUUUUUUUUUAAUUAGAAAUAUAUAUGAAAACAAAUCUUAUACAAAUUAUAUAUUUAUAUGUAUAUUUUUAGUGUAAUUAAAAAAUAGAAAACUAUUUAGCGUUUAGAUAAAAUAUUGUGUUGUCUUUGCACAUUAAUAUUGUUUACUUUAUUCGUGUGUAAUAUAAUAUUUUGGUGCUGUUUAGUUACGAGUUUUAAAAUGACCGUGUAUAAUUAAAAAAAUAAUAAUUGAGAAAGAAAAUGCUUUUAGAAAUAUAAAAAUAUUAAUCCAAACAAAAAAGAAUGGAUAUCAUGAAUAAAUACAAAAAAAAAAAUAAUAAUAUUCUUUUCUAAAACUUAUAUCGUUCUGUAAUUUUUUUCUUUUUAUAUAACGAGUAAACGAAUAAAUAUAAAAGUGGCCUAUAAUGUUUGAAUUAUUUUAAUUUAUUUAAUUACUCAAUACUUUCGCGAUUCGUCGGCUUGUCAAUUAUAUCUGUCGAAGAUAUUCUUUCUUGUAAAAAAUUGUACUCCUUUGUACGCUAAAGGUAAGAACUAACGGAACGAUUCUCACGCAGCUGUCGAUGUUAUAUGACUUAUAAAACUCAGCAAUAUUAAUAUUCAAUCAUUAUAUCUUUCAUAUAGUAAUUACACUAAAUCAGUUUUUAGAGUAUAAAUUUAUAUUUUUCAUUUAUAGCACGUGUAUUGCGUGCGGAAAAUAUGCACCGUGAGUACUUGCUUAGUUUUUGUAAAUAUUUCGUUCUCGUCUCAAGAUCUUACAUCAACGCAACAUGACGAUGUAUCGUGACGUUGAUAUACGUCAAUCAAAUAAAACAAUAUAAUCUA
This is a messenger RNA of Nymphalis io (European peacock), 3873 nucleotides long. RefSeq names its product translocation protein SEC62 (gene Trp1). The record is from RefSeq and is a predicted model, not a curated record. Bases 101 to 1249 code for a protein of 382 amino acids. Gene Ontology annotation, biological process: post-translational protein targeting to membrane, translocation. The transcript has 8 exons. Gene Ontology annotation, cellular component: endoplasmic reticulum membrane; endoplasmic reticulum. Lineage: Eukaryota; Metazoa; Arthropoda; Insecta; Lepidoptera; Nymphalidae.